AUGGCUGAGUCAAAUAUUUCAGUAGCUCAGGACGAGUUUAGCUGUUCAGUCUGUCUGGAAACACUGGAGGAUCCAGUAACUACAUCAUGUGGACACAGUUUCUGUAUGGUGUGUAUCAAUAAACACUGGGAUAAGGAGGAUGAUAAGGAAACAUACAGCUGUCCACAGUGUAGGAAAACCUUCACUGCAAGACCUGUUGUGAGUAAAAACAUUAUUCUAGCUGGAGUUGUGGAGAAACUGAAGAAGAAAGAAUCCCAAGUUCCACUUCCUUUUGGACCUGAAGAUGUGGAGUGUGAUUUCUGUACUGGGAGAAAAUACAAAGCUGUUAAAUCCUGUCUGGUGUGUUUGGCCUCUUACUGUGAAACUCACAUUCAGCCUCACUAUGAAUCUCCUGCUUUUAAGAAGCACAAGCUGGUUAAAGCCUCCAGACAACUCCAGGAUCAGAUCUGCUCUCAGCAUGAUAAACUGCUGGAGGUUUACUGUCGUACUGAUCAGCAGUGUAUCUGCCUGAUGUGCACCAUGGAUGAUCAUAAAGGACAUGAUACAAUAUCAGCUGAAGGAGAAAGAGCUAAGAAACAGAUGCAGCUGCUGGAGAUCCAGAGAGAAUUCCAGGAGAAGAUCCAGAACAGAGAGAAGGAACUUAAUGAGCUGAUAAAUGCUGUGGAGUCUCACAAAUUUUCUGCAAAGACAUCAGUGAAGAACAUUGAGAGGAUCUGUGCUAAACUAAUUAACUCAAUUAGGAGAAGAUGCUCUGAGGUGAAAGAUUUGAUCAGAGAUCAAAGGAAUGCUAAAGUGAGUAAAGCUGAAAAAGUCGUGAAGCAGCUGGAGGAGGAGAUUGUAGAUCUGAAGAAGAAAGAUGCUGAACUGGAGCAGCUUUCACACACAGAGGAUCCCAUCCAUUUCCUCCAGAAGCAGCUGCUGAAGAUCCAGAGAAAAUUCCAGGAGAAAAUCCAGAACAGAGAGAAGGAACUUAAUGAGCUGAUAAAUGCUGUGGAGUCUCACAAAUGUUCUGCACAGACAUCAGUGAAGAACAUUGAGAGGAUCUGUACUAAACUAAUGAACUUAAUUAGGAGAAGAUGCUCUGAGGUGAAAGAACUGAUCAGAGAUCGAGAGAAAGCUGAAGUAAGUGAAGCUGAAAAAGUCCUGAAGCAGCUGGAGGAGGAAAUUGUAGAUCUGAAGAAGAAAGAUGCUGAACUGGAGCAGCUUUCACACACAGAGGAUCCCAUCCAUUUCCUCCAGAGUUUUCAGUCUCUCUCGACUCCUGCUGGAUCUGCAGAAUCACCCGCCAUCACAAUCAAUCUUUUCCUCUCAUUUGAUAAAGCUACAGAGUCUGUAUCUCAGCUGAAAGAGAAAGUAGAAGAAUUCUGGAAAGAGCAGUUUGAGAAGAUACCAGAUGAAGUGAAGAAAGUCCGGAUUAUUUCACCUCCUAAACCUGAAAUCAGAGAAGAUUUUCUACAAUAUUUCUGUCAGUUCACACUGGAUCCAAACACAGUAAAUAAAAACCUCCGUCUGUCUGAGGAGAACAAAGUAGUGACCAGGAGUGGAACAGAACAGUCGUAUCCUGAUCAUCCAGAUAGAUUUAAUUAUUACUCUCAGGUUCUGUGUAGAGAGAGUGUGAGUGGACGCUGUUACUGGGAGGUUGAGUGGAGUGGGAAUAAUAGGGUUUGUAUAGCGGUGUCAUAUAAAAGCAUCAGAAGGAAGGCACGUGGUUCUGAGUGUUGGUUUGGAUGUAAUGAUCAGUCCUGGAUUUUGUUCUGUUCUCCAUCCAGAUUUUUAUUCCGGCACAAUAACAAAGGAACUAAAACCCCCAUAAUGCCGAGUUCCUCUAGAAUAGGAGUGUAUGUGGAUUACAAAGCAGGAACUCUGUCCUUCUACAGCGUCUCUGAUACAAUGAAGCUUCUCCACAGAGUUCAGACCACGUUCACUCAGCUCCUCUACCCGGGGUUUUGGGUUGGUUUGGGAACAAAAGUGAAACUGUCAGAUUCAACAAAAUAAAAUGUAAAAUUUACAUGAAAGUGUUA
This is a messenger RNA of Trichomycterus rosablanca, 2021 nucleotides long. RefSeq names its product tripartite motif-containing protein 16-like. The coding region runs from base 1 to 1995 and encodes 664 amino acids. Gene Ontology annotation, molecular function: zinc ion binding; protein binding. Lineage: Eukaryota; Metazoa; Chordata; Actinopteri; Siluriformes; Trichomycteridae. The record is from RefSeq and is a predicted model, not a curated record. The transcript is spliced from 8 exons.